AUGGCAGCUCAGUGUGCCCAAAUACACACCCCCAGUGAGCACCAGAAGCCCCCGAAGGUCAUGUCAAAUAUAAAGGCGACCCCACCCCCAAAGAACAUCUGCCAACCGUUCACGCUUCGGUUAAUUCUUGGGGUUCCUAUCCUGAAGGAGGAUAACAAGGUUGCCAGUGAAUUGGCUAGGGCGCAUAUCGUUAUUGGCGUAAAUGCCGUUGUGAAACGCCUGGAGGAUAGUGCUCGUGACAAUUCCUAUACCACCACAGACUUCGCGGUCGUCUUCCUUGAUUUCGCCUGGCUUAACUCGCAGCUGGGACAUCACCUUGCACACCUCUGCUCGACAACUCCACACACGAGUCUGGUAGCAGUCUCGCCACCAGGGAAACUCGCGCAAAUCCUUUCCUCUCCUAAACAAACAUUUUCCAGGGUUGCCUGCAUCGGAGUGCGUCCACUGUUUGCGCCGCACACCUCUCAUUUCCCGCGCCUACAUGAAUGCCUGAAGAUCUGCUCCUCUCUCGCUGGCAAGCCUUUGCCUCCGGAUCCGGCUACGGGCUGCAGCGCUAAUGUGGCACUCGCAAUGCCCCAGUACGUACCCAUCCUGCCCAAACCCACCACCACCAACACCUCCGGCCUCAGCUCUAUGCCCCAACUUUCUAGUUUCCUCACGCAGGCCCCGCAGGAAUCUACACCCACCAUUCUGCCAGCCAAGGCCCUAUCGCAAUCCAGUGUCGCUCACACGCAGAUAUCCAAGGCAGCACAGGGCCCACCAAAACCAACUCCACCGCGCCCAGCUGUACGGCACAUUCCGGCAGACGAUUGGCUGACCUAUAAGCUGGAUCAUGCCAAACUCUACAAGUGCGGUUCGGACAUAUCCAAGGAGCUGGAGGAUCACAGCCUGUACAUCCAUGACGUGGCUGACAUCUGGGGUCUCUAUCCGCGACACUUCCAGAAGCUGGAGACCCGUCGACCUCCCAUGAAAAAAAUCAAGGCUCCAAAGGCACCUUCCCUGCCGCCCCCACCACCGCCACCACCACCCACGCGCAAACAAGAAAGCGGCUACUCAGACGCCUACCUCGAGUCUCCGCGACGUUUGACUCGAGAGGAACGAAUGUAUCGGAAACAGUUGCAGAUCCAGAGGCGAAGCAGGCACAACCCGCGUCGAUCUCCCCGGAGCUAUGCUUCUCGGAUGGAUCCCUAUUAG
Messenger RNA from Dibothriocephalus latus, 1194 nucleotides. Lineage: Eukaryota; Metazoa; Platyhelminthes; Cestoda; Diphyllobothriidea; Diphyllobothriidae. The record is from the annotation of a GenBank genome assembly.